Messenger RNA from Phodopus roborovskii (desert hamster), 4612 nucleotides. It is a transcript of the gene Plekha7, whose product is annotated as pleckstrin homology domain containing A7. Bases 278 to 4222 code for a protein of 1314 amino acids. The transcript has 28 exons. The record is from RefSeq and is a predicted model, not a curated record. Lineage: Eukaryota; Metazoa; Chordata; Mammalia; Rodentia; Cricetidae. Gene Ontology annotation, molecular function: protein binding. Gene Ontology annotation, biological process: epithelial cell-cell adhesion; cell-cell adhesion mediated by cadherin; pore complex assembly. Gene Ontology annotation, cellular component: zonula adherens; pore complex.
UGCAGCAUCCUCUGCAAGGAAAGGAAUGUGCCAGUCUGGGACGCGCCGUCCUGUCCGCGCGGCAGCACCUAGGGCGCCCUCUGGACUGCCAGGGGCCGGCGUCUGGCGCUGCGCGGCGCGUUUGGGUCGGUGCUGAUGUCAAGUGGGUGUGGGCUCUUCGCAAAGGCCCAGGCGAGGACGAGGAGGGCGCACGAUGUGCGGUGGGCGCUUGGAGGCCCAGCCACAUUCUGUGGCUCAAAGCUGUUGACCGGUGGCCCACCGGGGCCCGAGCGGGCGCAUGGAGCCUUGGCGCUGCUCGCCCCGGGAUGCACGCCCCGCAAACCUGGAGUGCUGGGGAGAGCCGCGGGCAGCCUGCAGCCACAACCAGCAGACCACAACCUUCAGGCAUCCUGUGACUGGACAGUUUUCUCCAGAAAACACUGAAUUCAUUCUUCAGGAGGAGCCACACCCACAUAUGUCGAAGCAAGAGAGAAACCAAAGACCAUCCAGCAUGGUCAGUGAGACAUCCACAGCUGGGACCACGUCCACCCUGGAGGCCAAGCCUGGACCCAAGAUCACCAAGUCCAGCAGUAAAGUGCACAGCUUUGGGAAGAGAGACCAGGCCAUUCGGAGGAACCCCAAUGUCCCGGUGGUGGUGAGGGGCUGGCUGCACAAACAGGACAGCUCCGGCAUGAGGUUGUGGAAAAGACGAUGGUUCGUGCUCGCUGAUUACUGUUUGUUUUAUUAUAAAGACAGCCGAGAAGAAGCAGUUCUCGGGAGCAUCCCUCUGCCUAGCUACGUCAUCUCCCCAGUGGCCCCAGAGGAUCGCAUAAGCCGCAAGUACUCCUUUAAGGCUGUGCACACGGGAAUGAGGGCGCUCAUCCACAGCUGCGCCACAGUGGGCUCCCAGGCUGAGUACUCGGGCAUGAGGACCUAUUUCUUCAGUGCUGACACCUUGGAGGACAUGAACGUCUGGGUCAGGGCCAUGAACCAGGCUGCACAGGUGCUGUCUCGAUCAUCACUGAAGAGGGACAUGGAUAAGGUGGAGCGGCAGGCCAUGCCACAGGCCAACCACACCGAGGCCUGUCAAGAAUGUGGCCAUAUGGGACCUGGGCACUCCAGAGAUUGUCCUCAUCGAGGCUACGAAGACUCCUUUGGCUUUGAAAGGAGGGAGCCAGAGGAGGAACGCUACCGUUCUCAAAGGGACCCACUGGAAGGCAGGCGGGACAGGAGCAAGGCCAGGUCUCCAUACUCGCCAGCUGAGGAGGAUGCCUUGUUUGUGGAUCUACCUGGUGGGCCCCGAGGCCAGCAAGCACAGCCACAGCGGGCUGAGAAGAACGGUGUGCCACCUGUCUCUUAUGGCCCAGGAGAACAAAAUGGGACGUACCAGCGGACUGUUCCUCCCAGGGCCAACACAGAGAAACACAGCCAGAUUCGGAAGACCAACCUGGCCCAGGCAGAGCACUGGGCAAAGACUCAGAAGGGGGAUAGCAGGAGUUUGCCCUUAGACCAGACACUUCCUCGCCAGGGUCCCAGUCAGCCCCUGUCCUUCCCAGAAAACUACCAGACUCUUCCCAAGAGCACCAGAUACCCAUCUGGGAGCUCUUCACCCCCUCCCCGGAACCUGCCCAGUGACUACAAGUAUGCACAGGACCGAGCCAGCCACCUGAAGAUGUCUAGCGAGGAGCGUCGGGCACACAGGGAUGGCACUGUGUGGCAGCUGUACGAGUGGCAACAGAGGCAGCAGUUCCGGCAUGGCAGCCCUACAGCACCCAUGGGAGCUGGCUCUCCAGAGUUCCCUGAGCAGGGCCACAGCCGGAGCAUGCUGGAGGUGCCCCGCUCCAUCUCCGUGCCUCCAUCCCCUUCUGACAUCCCUUCUCUAGGGCCUCCCAGGCCCUUCCCACCCCGGCGGCCACAUACACCAGCAGAAAGGGUCACAGUGAAGCCGCCCAACCAGAGGAGGAGUGUGGACAUCUCACUGGGGACUUCUCCCAGGAAGGCACAGGGUCAUGCUAUGAAGAGCUCCUCUCAUGUGGACAGGCGUUCCAUGCCGUCCAUGGGUUACAUGACGCACACAGUCAGCGCUCCCAGCUUACACGGGAAAUCGCUGGAAGAGCUCUCGCUGCUGCUCACCCGGUUGCAGCGGCACCAGGCCAAGUUGGCUAGUGUGCGCAAUUUCGCCGUGGGCCAGUUACUGCACCACUACUUGACCUUUCCUGCCUGCCAGGCUGAUGACACCUACCUCCAGCUGAAGAAGGACCUGGAGUACUUGGAUCUAAAGAUUAAAAAUAAUGAACCUUUGAUCAACGUGCUUUACAAAGUGCUGAAGAAGUCAGCACGGGGCUGUCGGCCCGGGAGAAGCAUGACAGGCCGAGAUCUUCUUAAGGAUCGAAGUCUGAAGCCGAUGAAGAUCGCUGAGAGUGACAUUGAUGUCAAGUUGAGUGUUUUCUGUGAACAAGACAGGAUCCUCCAGGACUUGGAAGACAAGAUCCGAGCUCUCAAGGAGAAUAAAGACCAGCUGGAAUCCGUGCUGGAGGUGCUGCACAGACAGACUGAGCAGUACCGAGACCAGCCGCAGCACUUGGAAAAGAUCACUUGCCAGCAGAGGCUCCUCCAGGAGGACCUCGUCCACAUCCGGGCAGAGCUCUGCAGAGAGUCCACAGAGAUGGAAAAUGCCUGGAAUGAGUACCUGAAGUUGGAGAGGGAUGUGGGACAGCUGAAGCAGACCCUGCAGGAGCAACACAGAAGAGCUUUUUUCUUCCAGGAGAAGUCACAGAUACAGAAGGAUCUGUGGAGGAUUGAAGACGUCAUGGCAGGCUUGAGUGCGAAUAAAGAGAACUAUAGAGUCCUGGUGGGAUCUGUCAAAAAUCCAGAAAGAAAAACGGUGCCUUUGUUCCCCCACCCAUCCGUGCCUUCACUUUCUCCAACUGAGAGCAAGCCAGCCCUGCAGCCUAGUCCUCCCACCAGUCCUGUGCGGACACCUCUGGAGGUCCGACUCUUCCCACAGCUGCAGACCUAUGUGCCAUACAGACCUCACCCCCCGCAACUGAGGAAAGUGAUGUCCCCUCUUCAGUCUCCAACCAAGGCAAAGCCUGAGGUGGAAGACGAGGCACCUCCCAGGCCACCACUUCCCGAACUCUACAGCCCAGAAGACCAGCCCCCAGCUGUGCCACCUCUGCCUAGAGAAGCCACCGUCAUACGGCACACAUCUGUGCGGGGUCUCAAGCGACAGUCGGAUGAAAGGAAGAGGGACCGGGAGCAGGGCCAGUGUGUGAAUGGGGACUCAAAGGUGGAGCUCCGGUCCUAUGUGAGCGAGCCAGAGCUGGCCAGCCUCAGUGGGGAUGUGCCUCAGCCCUCCCUGGGCCUCGUGGGCUCUGAGAGCGGGUACCAGACACUGCCAGGCAGAGGGCUCUCGGGCUCCAUGUCUAGGCUCCAGCAGUCAUCCACCAUUGCUCCCUAUGUCACACUCCGAAGGGGUCUGAAUGCCGAAAACAGCAGUGUCACCUUCUCUAGACCCAAGAGUGCCUUGGAGCGCUUGUACUCAGGGGACCACCAGCGAGGAAAGAUGAGUGCGGAGGAACAGCUGGAGCGGAUGAAGCGACACCAGAAGGCCCUGGUCCGGGAGCGCAAGAAGACACUGAGCCAAGGAGAGAGAACGGGCCUGUUCUCAGGCCGAUACCUCGGCCAGCCACUGCCUGGAGAUCUUGGCUCAUGGAAGCGAGAACAAGAUUUUGACCUGCAGCUGCUGGAGCGGGCUGCUCAGGGGGACAGAAAAGACAAAGAAGAUGGCUGGCUGAAAGUGCAAGCCACACCCGUCAUGGAAUUGGACCUAGAGCCACAAGACUAUGACUUGGACAUCAACAGAGAGCUCUCCAAGCCAGAGAAGGUCUCUAUCCCCGAGCGGUAUGUGGAACUCGAUCCUGAGGAGCCACCUAGCCUGGAAGAGCUGCAGGCACGGUACCGGAAGGCUGAGAAGAUAAGGAAUAUCCUCGCCCGAUCAAGCAUGUGCAACUUGCAGCCCGCAGGCCAGGACCGAAACAGCCUGGCAGACCUGGACUCACAGCUGCAGGAACAGGAACGGAUCAUCAACAUUUCCUAUGCCCUGGCCUCGGAGGCCUCUCAGCGCAGCAAGCAGGUAGCAGUGCAGCAGCUGGCCCUUCUCCCGCCUAAAGUCCCCCUGUCCUCCAGGACGGUGCCACCUUACCCCCCCUUAAGCAACGGACUACACUACACCUUUGUCUAACACCUUCCAACCCAGGCAGUAACAGACCCAUGAUCCAGUAUGCAGAGGAGAAGUCUGGAGCCAGGGGCCCAGCUCAACCAGCAUCUUCCUGAGACACUGUCUUCUUUGCCCCAGUGGAAACCCUUCCAGCAGAAUGGGGACUGUGGCUGGAGGAGAGAGCAGCCCACCCACCAUGGUGGGUUUAGCAUGGAGCAAGGACUCCAUCCUAACACAUGCCCAUUUGUUUCAGUCCAGAUUCAUUUUUACAGAUGACAGAAGCACUUUUGAUACACGAUGUGAAAUAUACUGUAUUUUAGAAUCAGAAUAUAUUUUGUAAUGCUCACCUCAAGGGUUGAGUGGCUGGAAGGUGAGCCUGCAGGGUUUUGUAGCCACACAUAGGGAUUCAGGUAC